UGCAAGUCAUUACAUAAAGUGUUACCAUGGCAGUCUCGAGCUUGAAGUAUAAGUCGCUCAUUGUACACCGCCCCAUUUUGGAGUACAUCUUAGAAAAAAAUGCCUAUCCCAAAGAGCACGAGCAACUGAAGGAAUUAAGAGAAGCCACUGCCGAGAAGUAUGGAAAAAAAAGCAUCAUGAAUGUGCCUGCUGAUGAAGCACAGUUCCUAUCUAUGCUUCUAAAGGUCAUGAAUGCCAAGAAGACACUGGAAAUCGGGGUUUUUACAGGUUAUUCCCUGCUUGCUACUGCCCUUGCAUUGCCUGACGAUGGCCAGAUAACAGCAAUUGAUCUGGACAAAGAAGCUUACGAGACUGGAUUGCCAUUCAUAAAAAAAGCUGGAGUAGAGCAUAAGAUUAACUUCGUCCACUCAGAUGCCUUUUUAGUUCUAAAUGACCUUAUUAAUGGUGAGAAUGAAGAGACCCAGGAUUUUAUAUUUGUGGAUGCCGAGAAGAAGGAUUAUAUGAAACUUCAUGAGCAAGUGCUGAAAUUGGUCAAGGUUGGAGGAAUUAUUGCUUACGAUAACACCUUAUGGUUUGGCUCGGUAGCAUACGAGGAGGAGAAGGAUGAGAUGCCCGAAUUUGUUUGGGGAACCAGGGAGUACGUAGUUCAAUUUAAUAGCUUCUUGGCAGCUGAUCCUCGAAUUGAAUUGUCUCUUCUUUCCAUUGGUGACGGUGUCACUCUCUGUAGGCGCCUCCACUAGUGAAACUUUUGCUGAUAUUUGCCUUCUUUAACAGUAUCCAACAAGCCGUGGCCAAAAAAUAAAGAACAAGAAAAACAGUAUGUAACAACUAACAAGCUGAAUAAAAGUACAUUUCUAUUGUCCUA
This is a messenger RNA of Theobroma cacao (cacao), 865 nucleotides long. Its product is annotated as flavonoid 3',5'-methyltransferase-like. The record is from RefSeq and is a predicted model, not a curated record. Gene Ontology annotation, molecular function: O-methyltransferase activity; S-adenosylmethionine-dependent methyltransferase activity. NCBI's taxonomy places the organism in Eukaryota, Viridiplantae, Streptophyta, Magnoliopsida, Malvales, Malvaceae.